AUGGUGGAUGAGCAACUCGUAGUUGGCCUCGGGACUUGUUUGACUUUUGACUUUUCGGGCACGAGGAGAGGAUGGGGAUGGGGAUGGGGGUGUAUGGCGUAUAGACCACAUCAGCAUGUGAUCAUGGUCCCACCAACCACUGCUCACGUCCACCCUUCUGGGUUUAUUGGGCUGCCCUCACUGAACCUUGACAUUCCCCUCCUCCACGUCAACGUCAACAAUGGCCACGGAGCGUUUGAUAUCAUCCAAACUCAGCAAAUCCAUCCAAACAUACCCUACGUCAAUCACAAGACACAUGGUGUGAGCGAGCAAGAUCCAAUAGUCAUCAGCGACAGUGAUGACGAGGUCGUUACAACCAUCCCAAAAAGCUCCAACAACCAUCAUGCACACGCUCAACCUCUCCAACCGCCCUCCAUACGCUCUGCAAGGGACAAACGCAAGCCGUUCUAUCAUCAGUCUCAACAACUGGGCUCGCCGUCGCCGUCGUCGGUCCCGUUGACCUGGUAUCAACUUCGACAAUAUGCGUCGGAUCGCCUGCGCCCCAUCAAGUGUCACUGGAGGGAAUGCGACACCUUACUGGCCACUCCGGAUCUGCUCAGAAGACAUGUGCAAGUACAUUGCGCCCAAGCCAUACCAAUUGCUGCGAUGCGGAGACGGAAGGGCGGCUUUCCCGGUGCAGGUUGCGAAUGGGAUAAGUGUGAAGAAUUCGGCUUUUACAACUCGCAAUCGCUCGCAGGACAUGUCAUCAAGGAGCAUAUUGAUCCCCUGAUCUCUUCUUGGUGUCCUUUUGCUGCCAUAGAGCACUUGGACCGUUGGGAUGCUCGUACACUUCUCCCUCCUCUCGAGCACUCUCUGUCCAUGCCGAGUGCAGUCACAAGACACUAUGGACCUUGUGUAUGGCGUAUAGAUGUCGGCCACAAUGACGGGACCUGA
Molecule: messenger RNA, 933 nt
Organism: Tremella mesenterica DSM 1558
Lineage: Eukaryota; Fungi; Basidiomycota; Tremellomycetes; Tremellales; Tremellaceae
Exons: 7
Coding region: 1-933 (310 amino acids)
Source: RefSeq, a predicted model, not a curated record